AUGGUAUGGCAGAUGGGGAGGCGAAUCACCCCUGUCUCUUCUAUGACAGUUGAACAGCUCCGUGGAUUGGCGGAGAGAGAUGAAGAGCUGGGAAUGGUUAGGAAGAACGGUUGUCAAGUGCAGAUGAGAACGGCCUAUGGCAUCAUUUCCACCUGUCCUAGAAGCUGCAUGUUCUCUGUUGCCAUUUGUAGGUCAACAGUGUUCAUUAAGCAGGUUGUCAUAAAGGUAAUCCGUGCCUGGUUCAGCAGUGAGCCAUCCGGAGCCAUGUUUAAGGGCUGGAAGUCACCCGGCGGGGGCCUGCGGCUGAGCCCGGGGCCGAGGGUUCGGCCGCGUCUCCACCGGCUUCGCUCCUCCAUCCAGCCAGGAGGGGACCCGGCUCCACCCCGGACAGACGAGAGGUCUACUAAUUUGGGUGUGGAAUCGCCGGGUCCCCUCCGGGUCGGCUGGACGCGGGAGAGACCAACCAGGCUGCGGGCUGCGCGGGGGGCUAAGGCGGGGCCGCGGCUCCCUCCCCUCGGCCUGUGGGCCCGCGACCCGCUCUGGGCGGAGGACCCUGCACCUUCCGCUCCCCACCCCCGGCACCGGGGCCCCACCCCGGAGCUGCGGACCCCGGGCACCCAGGCCCCACCCCGGAGCUGCCGACCCCGGGCACCCAGGCCCCACCCCGGAGCUGCCGACCCCGGGCACCCAGGCCCCACCCCGGAGCUGCCGACCCCGGGCACCCAGGCCCCACCCCGGAGCUGCAGACCCCGGGCACCCAGGCCCCACCCCGGAGCUGCCGACCCCGGGCACCCAGGCCCCACCCUGGAGCUGCGGACCCCGGGCACCCAGGCCUCACCCCGGAGCUGCCGACCCCGGGCACCCAGGCCCCACCCGGAGCUGCCGACCCCGGGCACCCAGGCCCCACCCGGAGCUGCUGACCCCGGGCACCCAGGCCCCACCCCGGAGCUGCGGACCCCGGGCACCCAGGCCCCACCCCGGAGCUGCGGACCCCGGGCACCCAGGCCCCACCCGGAGCUGCUGACCCCGGGCACCCAGGCCCCACCCUGGAGCUGCGGACCCCGGGCACCCAGGCCUCACCCCGGAGCUGCCGACCCCGGGCACCCAGGCCCCACCCCGGAGCUGCGGACCCGGGCACCCAGGCCCCACCCCGGAGCUGCCGACCCCGGGCACCCAGGCCCCACCCCGGAGCUGCGGACCCCGGGCACCCAGGCCCCACCCCGGAGCUGCGGACCCCGGGCACCCAGGCCCCACCCCGGAGCUGCCGACCCCGGGCACCCAGGCCCCACCCCGGAGCUGCCGACCCCGGGCACCCAGGCCCCACCCCGGAGCUGCGGACCCGGGCACCCAGGCCCCACCCCGGAGCUGCCGACCCCGGGCACCCAGGCCCCACCCCGGAGCUGCCGACCCCGGGCACCCAGGCCCCACCCCGGAGCUGCCGACCCCGGGCACCCAGGCCCCACCCCGGAGCUGCCGACCCCGGGCACCCAGGCCCCACCCCGGAGCUGCGGACCCGGGCACCCAGGCCCCACCCUGGAGCUGCGGACCCCGGGCACCCAGGCCCCACCCCGGAGCUGCCGACCCCGGGCACCCAGGCCCCACCCCGGAGCUGCGGACCCGGGCACCCAGGCCCCACCCCGGAGCUGCCGACCCCGGGCACCCAGGCCCCACGGCCCCACCCCGGAGCUGCCGACCCCGGGCACCCAGGCCCCACCCCGGAGCUGCGGACCCGGGCACCCAGGCCCCACCCUGGAGCUGCGGACCCCGGGCACCCAGGCCCCACCCCGAGGAGCAGCCCACCCCGCGGGCGGAGACCCGGAGGCCUACCCACAGCCCUGGGUUCUUCAAGGCCUUCGGUGUCUGGCACUCACCCCACUGCACCCCACUGCACCCCACUGUCUGCCCUGUCCCUCCGUUGCCCGAGCAGGGCAGUCCCGGUUCUCAGGUGUUCCCGAGGAACCCGGCCCCUCUCCUGCCGUCCCCCCUUGCCCUCUCUCCCCCUUGCCCUCUCUCCCCGCUGCCUGA
Canis lupus familiaris (dog) is the source of this 2025-nucleotide messenger RNA. Its product is annotated as basic proline-rich protein-like. The record is from RefSeq and is a predicted model, not a curated record. The transcript has 5 exons. Bases 1 to 2025 code for a protein of 674 amino acids. NCBI's taxonomy places the organism in Eukaryota, Metazoa, Chordata, Mammalia, Carnivora, Canidae.